Molecule: messenger RNA, 1475 nt
Organism: Nicrophorus vespilloides
Lineage: Eukaryota; Metazoa; Arthropoda; Insecta; Coleoptera; Silphidae
Exons: 5
Coding region: 681-1475 (264 amino acids)
Source: RefSeq, a predicted model, not a curated record
UUAAUUUGAAUAACUCUGCAAUUCUAAAUACAAAUGAUGCAGAGAAUGUAGACUUGUGGGUGCAAAAACUGAAAUAUACAAGUACACCCUUUGGACACAAAAAUGAACUUUGUCACAUUAACCUUCCAGAGAAAGACAAAUUGAUUUUGGCAGAUAAUACAAAUAAUGGUGUAUAUAACAUAGAAUAUCCCGAGAAGCUGCAAAGAAAGAAGAAAAAACAGUGCAAAGAAAUAUUAAGUUGCAAAAAUAAUGGAACUAGCAAGGAUGGCUGUGAAUCUCAAAUUGCUGAUGAAUCCAAGAAGCUUAAACGGGGAAAGAAAAGUAAAUUUAAAGAUUUUUUAAGUCGUCAAAAAUGUAAUGAUACUAUCAAUGAUGACUGUGACUUCGAAUUGGUUGCAGAUGAUACAAAUAACAGUAUUAAUACAGAAGAUCCUGAAACUUUGGAACCAAUAAAGAAAAAACAAUAUAAAGAAAUUUUAAGUCACAAAAAUGUCGCUUUUAUUAAGGAUAACUGCGAUACCCAAGAUGAUGCAAAUAUUGUUCAUGAAAUAAAAGAGCUUGAGAUACUUCAAGUUAGAAAGACAAGUAAAAUUCAAGAAUUUUUAAGUCGUUUCGAAAGUAUUGAUGAUGCCGAGGAUAACUUGGAAAAGCGUGAGACUCUCGAAGAACUAAAAGAAAAAAUGAAGAGAACGUUUCUUGAUGCUUUGGAUAAAGCAACUACGUAUGAACAGUGCGAGUUGAUACGUAAAAUAAUAGCUCCAUUGCAUCCUACGCUGGAUAAAUGUAUUUCAAAGGGAGGAAUAGAAGAAAAAUUGUCUAAAAGGUUUGCAGAGGAAAGAACACAAAAAGAAUUGGAUCUAACACCGGCUAACUGUAUUCCAAAGAAAAGAACAGAAGUAUUAGAUCCUAUGCUCGCUAAAUGUAUUCUAGAGCAAGGAAUAGAAAAAGAAUUAGAUCAUAUGUCGGCUAAAUGUAUUUCAAAGGAGGAAACACAAAAAAAGUUAGUACCUACGCCGUCUAAAUGUAAUCCAGAGAAAGGAACAGAAGUAUUGGAUCCUAUGCUGGCUAAAUAUAUUCCAGAGGAAGGAAUAAAAAAAGAAUUAGAUCAUAUGUCGCCUAUAUCAAAGAAGGAAACACAGAAAGAGUUAGAACCUACGCAGUCUAAAUGUAGUCCAGAGAAUGGUACAAAUGAAGUAUUGGAUCCUGCGCUGGCUAAAUGUAUUCUAGAUGACGGAAAACAAAAAGAAUUAUAUCCUACGCCGGCUAAGUGUAUUCUAGAGAAAGGAACAGUAGAAGAAUUGGAUCCUACAUUAGACGAAUCAAAAAAUCGCCUAAAUUGUGAACAAAAGGAAUUAAUAACUCCUACUUUAGACGUUUUAAAAAAUCCUUUAAAUUGUGAUGAAAAGCAAUCUGCCAUAAAGCUGAACUAUAAACCAUUAGCUUAUAAAUGGAACCUAACUGUGGCCCAUUGUUGA